This is a messenger RNA of Strongylocentrotus purpuratus (purple sea urchin), 1710 nucleotides long. Its product is annotated as development-specific protein LVN1.2. The transcript is spliced from 7 exons. Gene Ontology annotation, cellular component: lysosome; extracellular region. Gene Ontology annotation, biological process: cell-matrix adhesion. The record is from RefSeq and is a predicted model, not a curated record. The coding region runs from base 94 to 789 and encodes 231 amino acids. Gene Ontology annotation, molecular function: calcium ion binding. NCBI's taxonomy places the organism in Eukaryota, Metazoa, Echinodermata, Echinoidea, Camarodonta, Strongylocentrotidae.
GAAAAGUGUUCGAUUCUAUCAAAAGGACAUUUUAAGUCUACUUCAGCAGAGAUCAUAAUCAAUUCCACUACAAUUAUUAUCCUCUAAAUCAGAAUGCUGAAACUGCUAGUUGUUGCUGCCGUGCUGGUUGCAUCAGUCAGUGCAUCAUCCCCGUGCUGUGGCCCAUCUCAAUAUAUGGGAGUCCAGGAGAUCUUGGUCGGACAAGUAUUCCCUGGCCAGGAGCCCAUUGGGGCAAACAUCUUACAAGUCGGUGCGUGGGACUACAAGAACAGGAGGUUUGGGUUCGUGAUGAUCGAGAUCUCAGGCAAUAGCCCCCCGUACCCUUACAAACUGAUCCAGGAUUAUGGAAAGGCCACCCAAUGGAUAAUUGAUGAAGGCAACAAGACCUGCACGAAGCUAAUUACGACCCCACCAGAACCAACAGUUUGCAUCCCAGACGAUGCCACCUUCUCCGGCAGAGUUUCGAUUGGUGGAAACGGUACAGAUUCUAUAAUAGCUGACAUCUGGUCCAAGAUCUAUCACGAAGGGACCAACACUGCCUCUCAAAGCAUCACUGUGAGACACAAGGACUGCUUCCCGAUAAGAUCUCAGUUCAUGGGGACCAACAAUGAAAUGGGAGCUCCGUAUCCAAGAAUCCUUUCUUCUGGCUGGUUCAACAUAACCAUUGGGAUCCCUAAACCUGAUGAUUGGUUUACUGUACCCAGCUACUGCAACCAACAGGAGAUCAUUUCUGCCAAGACAGCCAUUCCUCGCUACAUGUCCGAGCUGUAUUUUCAGAAGUUUUUCUAGGAAUAGACUAGUUACGUCGUAGUCACGUCUUAUUAAACAACAGUCAUCCUGUUUCCCUGCAUUGACGACCGACACGAGAGGAAGAAUGCUCUUCAAAAUUAAGUUGUUUAUUAAAUAAUUCUAAAUGAUAUACAUGUAGUUUUGUCAACAAUGAAAAAUGACUUUAUGCUACUCAGCUUUGCAUCAGUAAAAGUAAUUGUGUCGUUUAAUGUCUUUCCUAUUUACCAUCUUUUUGUAAUGCUUUUUUUGAUACACAGAAUUGUGAUCUCUUUUGCAGACAGUAAUAUAUAUUAACAAAGAAAUUUUGCAGGUAUAUUAAUAGUGGUAGAUAUGCAAAACAACAAUUAGUGCAAUGACAUUUUAACUUUAUAGUAUGGCGUAAGUAGCUAGUAUGAUAUAUAUAUAUAUAUAUAUAUAUAUAUAUAUACAUUAAGUGGUUUAUUACAGAUUAUUUUGUGCUAUUUGCCAUCAUUAAUAGUAAUUGUAUAGUUAAGGCUUGAUGUCUUUCCUUUUACAUCUUUCGGUGUGAUGCAUUUUUUAAUACACAAAAUUGUGAUCUCUUUUGUUGACAGGUAUGAUAUAGGCAUGCUCAAAUAAAUGAUGCAGGCCUAAAUGUAUAAUUAAUUGUGGUAGAUUUGCACAAAAUAUCUAGCAAAAGGACAUUAUAGUGUGGCGUAAGUCGCUAGUAUACCAUAUAAUACAGUUGUUAAAGUUAUGUGAUUGUUAAAUUUGUAACAAAUAAGCCCUACAUAUUUCUAUGAUUUAAAAGCUUGCCUUCUUACUUUGGAUCCUAACACAUUUUUGGUGUGAUCUUCCUGUCUAUAAUGUAUUAUGUUUGUAAAUCUAGAGAGAUUCAGGUUUUCUUUUGUACCCAAUGUUAUACCCCUAUAUAUUCAACAGUUCUACGGUGAGGCGAUAGUG